This is a messenger RNA of Dromiciops gliroides (monito del monte), 1398 nucleotides long. It is a transcript of the gene CIAO2A, whose product is annotated as cytosolic iron-sulfur assembly component 2A. Lineage: Eukaryota; Metazoa; Chordata; Mammalia; Microbiotheria; Microbiotheriidae. The record is from RefSeq and is a predicted model, not a curated record. The transcript has 5 exons. Bases 541 to 1023 code for a protein of 160 amino acids.
CUUCACAGUUACACAACGGAUGCUUGUCUCCCAUUGUUGCCUCUGGAGUGAGAUCCCAGGAUCCGUGGAAUAGAAUGAGAACAGCGUACAUUCUCUUUUACACUACAGUCGACCUUUGGUCCUGGUGCCUAGGCAUUCGAGAUCGUGGAAUCUGAGACUCGGCGAUAGGAGUAGAGAAAAGCUAGGUUUAAUCCAGGGUGGAAACUACAAGUCCCAGAAUACACCACUCUACCCAACGUCUCCGGAAGGGCCUUGCGCUUCCCCGCACGCCGCGCGCCUGAUGGGAACCUCCUCCUCACCCCACCACCCUCACUCCCCGCAUCGCUGCUGAAAUGAAGUAAAGCAUCUUGGGAUCUGUAGUCUCCUGAAGAACUGCUCCCUAUGUCCUUCGCGCGCCCGAACCUCCAUUCUCCCCUCCCCACGACCCUUAGGCUCCCUCGCUUCACCGCCUUGGGACCAGGAAAUUGAAAUAUCUCGUCUGGGUUGGUGGGAAGACGGUGGCUCGGGUGGGACUGCCGCCAGGGAUGGCGGAGCGGGAGGAUGGAGCAAGUGUCUGGGCUGCUUUCCUGGGCGCUGAGCAGAGUUCUGUGGCUCUCGGGCCGCUCUGAGCGGAGAGCUGCCCGGCAGCCCCGGAUCAUGGAAGAGAAAGCGCUUGAGGUUUACGAUCUAAUUCGAACCAUCCGGGACCCAGAAAAGCCCAACACUUUAGAAGAACUGGAAGUGGUAACAGAAAGUUGUGUGGAAGUUAAGGAGAUACAUGAAGAAGAUUAUCUGGUUAUUAUCAGGUUCACACCCACAGUACCUCAUUGCUCUCUGGCCACUCUUAUUGGGCUUUGCUUACGAGUAAAACUUCAGAGAUGUUUACCUUUCAAACAUAAGUUGGAAAUCUACAUUUCUGAAGGAACCCAUUCCACAGAAGAAGAUAUAAAUAAACAAAUCAAUGACAAGGAGAGAGUAGCAGCUGCAAUGGAGAACCCCAACUUACGGGAAAUUGUGGAACAAUGCGUCAUUGAGCCUGAUUAGUAGCUCUUCUGAAAGUCACCAAAUUGUAAUCAUUUGAUAAUUUGUUUAACUCUUUGUUAAAUAGAAUGCUUUUUGGUUUAUUACUUGGACAAUUUGUACCUCCAAGCACUUUUUUAAAAGACCAUUUCCCAAACAAGACAUAAGGUGACACCUAUUAUGUUAAUGUAUGUAACAUUCUCAGGUUUUAUCACAUUUGGUGAUCAGACAGAAGAAUAUUUUUUAGUUACUGUGGAUGACACGUGUAUUUUUUAGAUGCCCAUUCUGACACCACCCUUCUUUGGCAGAUCAACUAUCCCUACAGUACACAGACAAAUCAGGCUUCAAUCACUACUCUGUAAAAAUAGAAAUAAAAUGCAGAUGAUUCUUAUAAUAAAA